Molecule: messenger RNA, 817 nt
Organism: Helianthus annuus (common sunflower)
Lineage: Eukaryota; Viridiplantae; Streptophyta; Magnoliopsida; Asterales; Asteraceae
Product: GATA transcription factor 19
Exons: 2
Coding region: 111-716 (201 amino acids)
Biological process (GO): flower development; regulation of DNA-templated transcription
Molecular function (GO): DNA-binding transcription factor activity; zinc ion binding; sequence-specific DNA binding
Source: RefSeq, a predicted model, not a curated record
ACGACAACCUGGUGGACUGCAACUUCUUGACUCUUAUUUCAUCUUAUUAUAUAACACCCUCCAAUUAACCAAAACACACUUUCAAAACACACACAAAACCACCAUUUACCAUGCAUAGAUCAUGCUCAUGUGGUCAUCAAUAUUCCAACUCUUUUUCCAUGCUUUUGACUGUGCCAUACGAUCAACACAUCUGUCCCUAUGAUUCUUCUUCAGCCGUUGAUUGUACUCUUUCGUUGGCGACACCGUCAACACGUUUGACCUCAGACGAGUACUACGACUCGUCGGAGGCUCGUUUCUGCUGGGACUUUUUGCAGCCCGAUAACCCCUCCCGCCUGCCACCGUCCCACAAAAGCAUCCGCGGAGGCGUAACCAACGCCUCCGCGGUCGACUCGCUUCUUGCCCGGAGGUGUGCUAACUGUGACACCACUUCUACUCCACUUUGGAGGAAUGGUCCUCGCGGCCCCAAGUCACUGUGCAAUGCGUGUGGGAUCCGGUACAAGAAGGAAGAGAGGAGAGCAAACGCUGCAACAGCGGCGGCGGGUGGUGGUCUAGAGGUAGCGGCAACGCAUAAACUGCCGUCAUGCUACUCUCCGGGAGCCGUCGGCGGCGAGUUUAGGUUUACAGAUGACGUGGACGACAGAGAUUCUACGUUCAUGUCGUGGCGUCUCAAUGUGACUGACAGAGCAGGGCUUGUGCAUGAUUUCACACGGUAUUAAAAUCUAGUGGGCCCACCUGGAGAUCUGCGAUGAUGACGUGGAUAUUAUUAUUAUUAUUAUUAUUACUAUUCUUCUGAUAUAUAUGAUUAUGAUCUUAUUAC